AUUCCAUUUCUCCGAUCAUUAAAAGAAAAUCCCGAUGAUUCCUCCAUUCUUCCUUCUUUUCCUCCAAGCGAAAAUAUCGUCCUCAUUGCGGCAAUGUCAGCGGCCUCUCCGAAUGUGAAUUCCUCCUCCUUGAUGACAGCGAUUAUUCCAACGGGAAAAUCAAGAUUGCUAUAAAAGGGGAUCUCAAUGAAGGAUGAAACGUACGGAAAAAAAACAAGAUCAAAGUUUCGCAGUAAACUUUUGUGCCGACUUUUUCGGGGGUUUCUUACCGCUAGGCGUGGUCGCAUCAAAUCGUCUCUGCGAAGGCGGCGACUAUUGUUCUAGGGUAGUGAUCACACGAUUACCCCUUUCUAAGGCCUGCGUUUCUAACUUUCUGGAAUUUCUAUUUUGAUUAUUUUGCAGUGGUUUUAUUUCUAACAAUCUAGAACAAUAGUCAGAAUUAUAAAUUCUAUAUAUUUACUUCUGCUGCAAAAGUAUUUUUCUUCAAAGGAUCUGAUAAUUUGUUCGCAACCUCAAUAAUAUUGUGGUCUCUGUUCUCUGCUGCAUAUCUUCACGUGCUUUAUAAGUAUCAUAAUUACUUUUGGUGCAUGUUCCUAAUCUCUAAUUGUCAAAUUUAUUUGAUUGCUGAGUGAAAGAGCGAUAUCAUUUCUCUGUUAAGCGUUUAUUUCUUUCAACAAGGAAAAACACUUUGUUCAUGCUUGUUUUGCUCAUUAUGCUAGUAUCUUCUCUUUGAGCAUAUAUUUCAUUCAGCGUAUGUUUUCCUUGAUCAACAUUUGAGUGAUCAAGUUCUUGAUAGUUUUGGAUUUUAUUGCUGGUUAAUAUAGAACUUUAGAAAUAGAUUCAAAUAGCUUGCCGAAAUUAUUUCUUGCUUGUCAUUGACAUAUUUCAUAUUUAAUCACAUUAUUUGUAUCUGUUGCCUUUGAAAACUAUCCAGACAAUAAUAAUAAUAAUAAUUAAUUUGAGUUACCACCACAUUGAUUCUUCUCUGUUUCAUAUCAUUCAAUUGCUUUACUAAUCUAUAUUCAUUUGCAAAGUUUAUUUGUUAGAUUAAUACUUGCUACAGCUAACUUUUAUUUAGAUCUUUGCAUAACCACAAAGCAAUUUUAUAUCUGCACCUUUAAUAGUGUCAGUGUGCAUAUACUUCAUAUUUAUCCAUUCUUGUGAGUUUUAAAUUUUGUGAACCAUUGUUAUAAGUCUAUAUCUCACAAACAAGUUCUUUUCAGAUCAUUUGAAUUACCAAGACUAGCAAUUUUAUUUUCAGACUUUAUGGCUAGUUCCGAUCUAUCUAAGUCAGCUAAACCUGAGAAGUUCACCGGUUUGAACUACAAACGGUGGGCUAAUCAGAUGAAAUAUUGGCUUACAACUUUAGGACUUAUUUCUGCUAUUGACUCUGAUUUUUCUUUAUCAACACCUACACCCUCUUCAUCAUCACAAGUUGAACCUAUCCCCACACCUACCACAUCAUCCGGGAUUUCCAAAUCUCCUGAGGAAAUAAACUUUCAUUGUUACAACCGAAUCCUUAGUGCUCUUUCAGACAAAUUGUAUGACAUUUAUUAUGAGUAUAAGGAUGCAAAAGAAUUGUGGGUAGCACUAGAGUCUGAAUAUGGUUUAGAUGAUGCUGGUAUAGAACGUUUCUCCUCCUCCUCCUUUAAUAAGUUUGUUAUGGUAGAUAGUAAACCCAUCAAUGAUCAGCUUCAUGAAUUUCAAGACUACAUCCGAUACCUUCAGUCGAAAGGAAAUACUUUCUCUGAAGAAUAUAAGGUAUCUAGUCUUAUUGAUAAACUUCCUCCUUCUUGGUCUGAUUUUGCUAAAGAUCUCCGUCAUCUACAGGGUGACUUGACUCUUGUACAAGCCCUCAAAGGUAUUAGGAUAGAGGAUCAACAUAGGCAAAACUCCAAACCAAAAAAUGAAAUGAAAGCAAAAGUAAACCUAGUGGAAGAAAAGCCUAAGAACUUUAGAAACCCAAAUCACAAACCAAAGGGCAAGAAUUUCAAGAAGAAGAAUCUUUCCCAUCGUCCUAACCAACAUCCCAAUCUCUCUAGAAACCACAAACCUUUUAGCCAAAAGUCUGAGACUAAAUUUUGCUAUGUCUGUGGGAGAACCAAUCAUCUUUCGACUCAGUGCUACUACCGAAAGAAAGCUCCUAUCAAGACUCAUGUAGGCGGAAAGGGUGAAGAAGCAAGUCAUAGGGUCAACAUGGUAGAAAAUAACUCAGACUCCUUUAGGUUAGCUUCCUCCUCUUAUGUUGUAAAUUGUACCACUUUUUCUGAUGACUGGUGGUUGGAUUCUGGAGCAAAUAUUCAUAUAUCUUCUGAUCGCUCUUGGUUUUCAACUUAUCAAUAAUCAAGUGGAGGAAAUGUAAUUCUAGCAGAUGACUCGACUAGACAAGUAAUGGGAAGUGGACGUGUGGACCUAAAGAUGACUUCUGGAAAGAUUUUGACUCUCCAUAAUGUCCUACAUGUACCAUUACUUAGAAGAAAUCUGAUUAGUGAAUCUGUUUUAUUGAAAGUUGGAUUCAGAAUUGUUAAAGAGUCAAAUAAGUUUGUAAUUACCAAGAAUGAUAUAUUCAUUGGUAAAGGUUUUGUUUGUGAUGGUCUUUUUAAGUUGAAUGUAAUAAGAUCCUCUGAUAAUAAAAGUUCUUCUUCCAUAA
This is a messenger RNA of Asparagus officinalis (garden asparagus), 2650 nucleotides long. RefSeq lists its product as uncharacterized. The record is from RefSeq and is a predicted model, not a curated record. The coding region runs from base 1267 to 2343 and encodes 358 amino acids. NCBI's taxonomy places the organism in Eukaryota, Viridiplantae, Streptophyta, Magnoliopsida, Asparagales, Asparagaceae. Gene Ontology annotation, molecular function: zinc ion binding; nucleic acid binding. The transcript is spliced from 2 exons.